Exophiala mesophila is the source of this 4155-nucleotide messenger RNA. RefSeq lists its product as uncharacterized. Gene Ontology annotation, biological process: regulation of DNA-templated transcription. NCBI's taxonomy places the organism in Eukaryota, Fungi, Ascomycota, Eurotiomycetes, Chaetothyriales, Herpotrichiellaceae. Gene Ontology annotation, molecular function: RNA polymerase II complex binding. The transcript has a single exon. Gene Ontology annotation, cellular component: Cdc73/Paf1 complex. Bases 262 to 3990 code for a protein of 1242 amino acids. The record is from RefSeq and is a predicted model, not a curated record.
AGGACACUCAAAUUCAUGGCUUAACUUUCACUCAGCCCUCUUCACUGCUCUCUCUUACCCACCAACUUGUCACAUCCUUCCACCCAGGCUACUGCACAUCCAGUAGCGCGUCUUCCUUUGACGCCAGCCCACUGCCUGCCACAGUCGUCUCUGGAGUUUCUCCGUUCGUUCCUCCCUCAUCUCGCAAUGUCAUAAGUCCAACAUCGAGCCAACAAAUCCAUUCGUGCCACUUCCCACAACCCUCACCGCCAACAGGUCAUCAUGGCGACAAGCGCCUUGAAAAAUGGCAACCAUGCCUCCCUGCUGGGCAUCACCCCAUCCUCACGCUUCGCCGAUAUUCCUGCCGCGAUCGAUAUUCCUGUUUCCGGUCUCGAUGCUGAAGAGGCUGUCGAAGUUAAUCUCAGCGACAACCUCGAAGACCCCACUGAGCUCUGUCAACUCCUUGAAAAUGAAAAGGCCGCAAAGAAUCUUUGGGUCACAAUUGCUCUGGCAUAUGCAAAACAAGGCUUGAUCGAUCAUGCCGUCGAGAUUUUACACAAAGGACUCGGCUCCUUGGCGAAGAGUGGACCAAAAGACAGACUCAGCUUGUUGGCUUGCAUCGCAUGGCUAGAUCUCCUGAAGAGCAGACAGGCACCGCGUGUUCUUUCAGACGCACAGCAACUGACCGACACUAAAACCAAGGACGCCUACCUGAGAGAAGCCACCCAGACCAUCAACGAAGCCCUCCGACUUAAUCCUGCCUUCCCCCCUUUGUACCUCACUCAAGGUGUCCUCUUCCUCCUGCGAGCAUCCCUCCAAUCCGCUACCAAGACAGGCGCAGAUGCUGAACGAGCCGAGUCGUUGAAGCAGGCAUUGAAGUGUUUUGACGAUGCGCUCAGAUCGUCCGAUGGACGUAAUCUCAUGGCCACCAUGGGUCGGGCGAGAACUCUGUACCUUCAAAAACAAUACGCACAAGCUCUGCAGGCAUACCAGCAUGUCCUCUCGAAAUUACCUGGUCUGACAGACCCUGAUCCGCGAAUCGGUAUUGGUUGCUGUCUAUGGCAACUCGGCUUCCGAGAUCGGGCUCAAGCUGCGUGGGAACGCGCUCUCGUGCUCAAUCCUGAGUCAAAAGUCGCGCAUGCUCUACUGGCUGUAUACUAUCUGACAGAGAGCGCCAAGCACCCUACAGGCGACCCUCAGUUUAACAAGCUGUACAAGCUGGCUAUUACAGACCACGCGAGAAAGGCCUACAACUCAGACAAAAACUUCCCCAUCGCCUGCGCAACGUUCGCCACAUAUUUCCUCUCCACAGGUCGAUACGAUACCGUCGAGCCUCUUGCCCGCAAGGCGAUCGAACAAACUGACAUCAAUGCUAUCGCCAGCGAUGGCUGGUAUUUACUGGCUAGAAAGGAACAUAGCAAGGGCGAGCUUGCCAAGGCAAACGACGGAUACAGCAAAGCAGACCAGGCUCGGGGUGGCCUGGAUCGAGGCUUCUUUCCCGCGAAGUUUGGUCUUAUCCAGAUCAUGAUCCAGAGCGGUGAUAUCCAAGGCGCCAAAUUUCGCCUCGAAUCUAUAGGGCAGAUCCAUCGCUACGUCGAGGCGAUGACACUCUUGGGCUGCAUCUAUGCAGAGGAAGCGUUCUCGACGUCAAACGCCCUGACUAAGGAGGAGAAAGCGACAGCCGCACGAAAAGCGAUUCAAUUCCUUGAAAAUGUCCGCAAGAGCUGGAGCGACGAAAAGUCCCGGGCAAAGCCUGACGAGUCGGUCCUACUUUACCUUGCUCGACUCUACGAACAAGAGAAGCCUUUGGAAAGUCUCAAGUGUCUUCAAACCGUUGAAGUCAUGCAGCUUGAGAAGAUCCCCGACGAUGAAAAGCCUGAGCCUGGUGAAGAUGAAGAAGCAGAUCUUGCCUUGAUUCGCGAAAACCUGCCACCACAGUUGUUGAACAAUAUUGCUUGCUUUCUGUAUGAAGGCGAGGCAUACCCGGUUGCCAGAGAGACUUUCCAGAUAGCUCUGAACGCCUGCGUCAAGCUGACCGAGAGGCAGGAAGCCGACAAGCAGGCCCUCGAGGAAGAUAAAAUCAGUGCAGAAGAUGUCGACAACAGUGAUACGGAUGCACUCGUCACUACGAUAUCUUACAAUCUCGCAAGGACGUAUGAAGCUCUGGGCCUGGUCGCUGAAGCGCAGAAAGUGUAUGAAGGCCUUCUCGCCCGACAUCCUGAUUACACGGAUGCUUCUGCUCGACUGGCUUACAUUGCGUUGGAGACCUCGCCGCGAGAGGAAGGCCCCCGCAAAGUCCACCAAGUCUAUCAAAGUGAUCACGCCAACACCGAAGUCAGAGCCUUAAUGGGAUGGUACCACCACAGUGCGAAGAAGAAGACUAACAAUCUUGCUGAAGACACUGAAAAUCGACACUACAAACACACCUUACAGAACUAUGACAAACAUGACCUGUAUUCCCUCACUGGUAUGGGUAACGUCCAUCUCGCCAUUGCUCGAGACAUGCCUCGCAACAACGAUGCUGAGAAGGAAAAGAGAAGCAAAAUGUACUCCAAAGCAUACGAGUUCUUUGACAAGGCGCUCCAACUAGAUCCCAAAAAUGCAUACGCCGCGCAGGGAAUUGCCAUCGCUUUGUGCGACGACAAGAAGGCAUAUUCAGAUGCUCUCCAAAUUUUCACCAAGGUCAAGGAUACCGUCCGAAGUGCCUCGGUGCAUACCAAUUUGGGCCAUGUGUUCACCGAGCUUCGCCAGUAUUCUCGGGGCAUUGAACAUUAUGAACUGGCCCUCAAAGCCGAAGGACGUGGUGAAAAUGCCCAACUACUUGCAUGUCUCGCUAGGGCACAUCUGCUCAAAGGCAAGGCUGAUCGCUCAACAUUUGCCUUGACAACUGCUCUAGACUACAUGAAGCGAGCUUUGGCCACACAACCAGAUUCGCCCCAUUUGCAGUUCAACGUCGCCUUUAUACAAUUCCAGAUUGCCCAACAUGUCAACACCGCCAAAGAAACGGACCGUACUCUCGAGGACGUCGAUUCUGCUAUUGCUGGCCUAGAAGAAGCAAUUGAUACCUUUGAGCGGGUUGCCCAGCACAAGCAGCCACCAUACCCUAAAUCAGCGCUCGAACAGCGAGCUGCCAUGGGUAAGAAUACUAUGAGAAAUCAACUGGACAGAGCGAGAAGAAACCAAGCCACUUUCGAAACCGAAAAUGCGACCAAACUUCGCGAAGCCAAAGAACGCCGACAAGAAGAGCUUCGAAAGCGUGAAGAAGCCGCACAGAAGCGAAGAGAAGAAGAGGAAGAUAGAGCACGAAAGAUUGCUGAAGAGCGGCAAAAGAUUGUUGAAGAGACUGAACGACUGGCUGAAAAGAUUCGUGCGGAAGCGGCCGCACGUGAGGCUGCUGAGUUCACUGACGAUGAGGAGACCGGGGAGCGCGUCAAGCGCAAGCCCAAGAAAGGCGGUUCUAAACGCAAGAAGAGAGAGGACGACGACGGGUUCAUUGAGGACGACGGUGAUGGACGAUCCGACCGAAGUGUCUCGAAAACUCCUCUAUCCGGAUCCGAUAAUGAAGCCCCUGCAGCAUCAGCGGAACAACAACCCAAGAAGAAAAGAAGAAGGCUUGAGAGGAAGAACGCCCCCAAGAAAGAAGCAAGACGACCCAGGGAGAGCACCAAAUAUAAAUCUUCGGCUGUCGUGGUUGAUUCUGAUUCUGAUGACCUCCCCGAUGAAGAGAGCGCAGUUGAAACUCCUCCAGCGGGACCAGACACACCCGCAUCUGACGCAGGAGAUACCCAUAUGGCAGACAAACGAGCAGGUGACGAAGAUGAAGAUGAGGACGAAGUCAGACCCAGACAGCCGGCGCGACAACGUAAGCAACUCAGACUCAUCGCGGAUGAAGAUGAUGACGAGGAUGAAGAGGACGAAGGUGGCAAAGGUUCUGAAGCAAACACUGGUACAAACGGACAUUCUGUGGAGCGGUCGAAAACCAGAAUCAUUGAUGAUGAGGAUGACGAGUAAAUAGGAUGGAUCAGCUCUCAGUUGGAGGGUUUUAGCGUCUAGUCGUCGACGAGAGAACCUCCUUCAACCAUCAGCCAGGGGUUUGGAACCAACCAUGUAUUUCUAUGCCAUUCAGAUGUCUGAUUUGCUGCAAUCCCAAGGAAAAGUGCUUAUAUUGUGCGCCGC